AUGAGCUCGUCAAUAGAGACGGAGAUAUUGAACAAAUACAAUCUCACGACGCUGUACCCCGCAGUAUGGCCCGAGGAGAAGGAUGCUGCCGAUGAAGACGAGGAGUAUGUCGAACCAGCGACCAAAGUCACCCAGAAACCUGUUCGCCGAUCGCAGUCGCGCUUCUCUAUACUAGAACCCAGCCCCCGAUUCUCGCGGCAGAUUCCCGGAGCAGAGCGGUCCAAGGAUGGCGUGGAGACGCUGGUGCAGAAGGAUGAACAGGACCCGUUGGGCAUGUAUCCCAGUGUAGUGCAGGUGCUGCGAGCCAAGAACGUGCAGGUCGAGGAUGAUAUCAAGCUGCGCAACCGCUUCCUCUUGAGCUCCACUACCUUCUCGCCCUCCCUCUUCCUCUCCCAAGUCCACAAUGAAGCCUCUACAGAUGCCCUUCUCUCCGGCCUUGACUUCCUCUCUCGCUCUAUUGAGAAGAAGUCAGCCUCACUCAAGGUUCUUGUCGAGUCCAACUUUGAUCGUUUUGUAGGCGCAAAGGCUACCAUUGACCGCGUAUACAACGAGAUGCGCGCCCAAGGGAAAGACCAGUCGGAGUCGCUCAGUGCCCCGCCACAAGGUCGCGCAAGAAGCCGUUCCAGCUUCUCUGGUCGCAAGUCGAGCGCGAACCUCUCAUCAGGCAUGAUCGACGCCGUGCCCGCGGAAAAGAGGAAGAAUGCCUUGGUCAAGGAAAGCGAAUAUGGUGUGCAAGGCAUCAAGGUCCCGCUGACUGAAGUUGCUGUCAAAGCAGAGGAGGUGUGGGGUCCUGCGCUAAAUGGCCGAGAAAGAGAGGAGACACUCAAGUCCAUAUUAGAAUCUGUGGAACACCAUCGCGGCAUGUUUGAGGUUGGGUCCGCUAUAGAGGAGGCAAUACGCCACAAAGAUCACGAGACAAUUGUAGAGGAAUACAAGCGCGCGCGCAAGUAUGCAGAAGAAGCCCGGUACAUUACGGAACAAGCGACUUCUGCACAGACACCACUCACCGACGCCGAGAUACACCAGGUCAUUGUUACAGCAAGAAUGUGGUCGGAUGUGGAGCGACAGAUUGAAAGGUUUAAGCGAGAUUCGUGGAAACGCCUUACGGCGACGCACUUCACAAACCUGCAAACUGGAAGUGAAGAAACCAAGUCGGACGAGUACCUGGGCAUCAUUUCAAUCUUGCUCGAACUGGGUGUUGAGGAAAAUCCAAUCUGGGCAUGGCUAAUCUCACGAUAUGAGCACCUCAAACUGCACAUCAACUCUACCUGUCAGCGUUCAGUCGUUGAAAUCGAGAUCCUUCGCCGCCAUUUGGUUCACGGUGAAAAGCCGAGCCUACGUUUACUGCAAAAACAUUUACGUUCGGUUCCGACUAGCAGCAAUAUCAGUGCUGAACCAUCGAAGUUGGACACUCCUAAAGUGAUCGAAUUUUGGGAGCAUGUGUAUGCUUUGAUGAACACCCUUCUCUCCACAAAAGGCGGGUUGUUAGGGGAGCUUAUCGAAUACUGGGAGAUUGCUCAAUCUUUCCUCUCUGGACGCGCGCAGAGGAAUUUGCCCACAGGUCAUCACGGCCAGUCAUCUGUACAUCAUCGACUGAGUAGCGAAAACAAAGCCGAGCUGGAGAGGGGCACCACGGAGCUCAUUGGUAUUCUCCGAGAUCAUCUGUUUUCAUUCUUUUCAGACCCACCUAUCGAGGAUGUGUCACUUCUCUUCUCGCCAUUACCACCAACAACCCCUACACCGACAACACCUGGAACACCAAGAAGCGGUAUUCUGAGUCCUACAUCAGCGACCCGGUCACGAUUUGAUCUCAGCAAAGUGCCACCACCAUCACCCAGUCGAGGUGAAACAUGGGAGAAGUAUGCCUUCUGGCCUCCCCACUCUAAUGCUCUCUCGGGGUCCCAUUAUCUCUCCAAGACUCUUGUUCUGAUUGGCACUGCGGCCAAUGAGUUGGCGUCAUUACAAGUACCAGAGCCUGGAGGCAGUGGGCGCGUUGAUGAAUCCUUGCGUCUACUGCUGGGUGGAGUGCGUGAGCGCUCUGUGCAGGCUGUAUGUGCAGCCUGGAAUACCGAUGCAGAGAAACUCAAAGUGCUUGAGGACUGGACCCGCCAUGUUGAUCGCAAGGAUGUUACAAAUUUGCCUCAGCGCUUCCUAGCAGUACAGAGUUUCCUGCUGAAUAAUCUUCAGAAGAUACUCUAUGUCGAGGCAUCGAGCAAGACCAAGAUUGAUGUGGUCGUACCGCCGAGCAACAAACUGCUGCAGAUGGUCAGAAGCCAGUUCGUGACGAGCUUGUACAGAACACUGAGCGGUAUGGUUGAAUGUGCCGAAAGAGGCAGAAAGGCACUUGGCGACGAAUUCGAGGUCAAGAGCGAUGACCUUACCAUUGACGAGCAGGAAGACCAUACUGGAAAUGAGUGGGGCAGAGUCGAUGCCAACAAAAAGUCUAUUCGACUCCUCUUGACCCUCGCCAACAUGUCCGCCUUCCAAUCAGAAAUAACACCAACCCUUCUCAACCUGUUCGAAACCCUCUUCAGCGUUCAACUCACCGACGAAACAAACCGCAUCCGCGACGUCCUCUCCCAACUCGACUCGCAACUCUUCCGUUCCUACACCAAACCCCACGCCACAAAAAUAAACUCAACAAUCCAAUCCGGCAUCUUCUCCCCAGCCUGGGCUCCCCCUCCCGGCCCAACCCAAAAAUCCGUCGCAGACCGCGACCCAAGCCCUUACGUCUUCUCCGUCCUCCUCGACCUCGUAAUCGUGCACACGGAAUCCAGCACCACCUCCGCCCCUCUCACUCCGCGCAUCCUGCGCUCCCUCUUCGAAUCCACCACCGCCUCCCUGAUCCAAACAUUCCAGUCCGACAACAUUCCCGCCAUCUCCCUCCCGCAACUCAUGCAAGCAACCCUCGAUGUGGAGUUCAUGGCGCAAACGCUGUCAGCGUAUACGACCGAGCAGGCAUCCCAGAUUCAGACGGAUAUUUAUCAGGUCCUUGAUCAAAAGACGGAUAAUGCGGCCAGAGUCAAGUUGCAGGAUGAGCUUGGUAAUUUGAGGACGGUGCUGAAGAGGUUGAGGGAGGGGACGAAGGUCCAGUUUGCGUGUUUUAGAAGGGUUAAGAGGGCUAAUACGGGGCAGAUGGCUGGGCCGGGUGGGGGUGGGGAGGAGGAUAGGGGGAGGCGGUAA
Bipolaris oryzae ATCC 44560 is the source of this 3183-nucleotide messenger RNA. RefSeq lists its product as uncharacterized. The coding region runs from base 1 to 3183 and encodes 1060 amino acids. The record is from RefSeq and is a predicted model, not a curated record. The transcript has 3 exons. NCBI's taxonomy places the organism in Eukaryota, Fungi, Ascomycota, Dothideomycetes, Pleosporales, Pleosporaceae. Gene Ontology annotation, cellular component: exocyst. Gene Ontology annotation, biological process: exocytosis; Golgi to plasma membrane transport.